AUGGAUGGAACGGGCAGGGCAGAUCCGCCGCCGUACGAUCAGAUCAAUCGCCCCGUACCGGCUGCCUAUCCCCACCAGCAAACGGCCGAUCCGUUCAAGUCCGCUAACUUGCACACCCAGGAACCGCCAUCGUUGCAGACCACAGUGAUCGUCACGAGCCCUCAGGUUGGUCCGGAUCCCACCACCAUCAUCUGUCAGUCCUGUCGAGCGACGGUGGUAACGAGGCUGGAGUAUGAAACCACCACCAAGACGCAUCUGUGUGCCGGUUUGCUGUGCCUUUUCCUUUGCUGGCCAUGUGCGUUCGUGCCCUACUGCUCGACGGCCUGCCGAGAUGCGAACCAUUACUGCCCGAACUGUGGAUCCUUUAUCGGCACGUACCGAAAGUAG
Messenger RNA from Anopheles marshallii, 387 nucleotides. Its product is annotated as lipopolysaccharide-induced tumor necrosis factor-alpha factor homolog. The coding region runs from base 1 to 387 and encodes 128 amino acids. Lineage: Eukaryota; Metazoa; Arthropoda; Insecta; Diptera; Culicidae. The transcript is spliced from 3 exons. Gene Ontology annotation, molecular function: zinc ion binding. The record is from RefSeq and is a predicted model, not a curated record.